CGGGACCUGUCAAUCAGUGGGGCGGACAGUCAGGCGGCGGCGGGCGGUGAGGAGCGAGGCUCCGGGGGGUUGGGGGGCCGUGAGAUAUAUAUAUUUAUAUAAAAACAGGAAGGAAGUCUGUCUGCAGGAGAAGCAAUGCCGGGAAACCAUUUAGUCAAUUCAACCGGGAUUUUAUACUUCACGUGACGAGCUGGAAAUCAUCUUAAAAUAAUCCUUGCAUCAGAUACUUUUUUCGUUGCGAUACAAAUCAAAGUCAGUGCAGAAAUGCAGUUCUUCGGGCGUUUGGUGGAUUCGCUGAACACCACGGUGACCAACCUGUUCACCAACCCUUACCGCGUGCGAGAGGUGACGCUGGCCGAGUACACCGGCUCCUCCCGGGUGAUGGAGGACGGCAGAGUGGUGCUGUACCGCACAAUGAAUUCCUGGGACUGUCUGCUCAUCAACCCCAACCUGCCUCACAGUGCUUUCAGGCUGUUCCAGCUGAGCUUGGAGGUGGAAGCCAGGCCCAUGUUUGUGGAGUUUGGGAAGAAGCUGAGGCCGUUCUAUGAGAUCUCCCCGGCAUUGCUGGGGGUGGACAGUGUCCAGAAGUUGACCGACUGUCUGCGGAGCCACCCUCAGUGGAGCCUGGCUCACGUGGCCGUGGAGAUGGGGCUGAAGGACAGCUUCCGCCACAACCACAUCAUGAGUUGCAUCAACAGCAGGGAGGCUGUGGAGGGCUUCACUCCCCUGCACCUGGCCUGCAGGAAGGAGAACCUGGACUGUGUGCGGGAGCUGGUGGAGGGCUGUGGGGUGCGGCUGGACAUCGCCGACAACAACCAGGAAACCGUCUUCCACUACGCUGCUCAGCAAGCCAACUGCCAGGUCAUCGAGCUGCUGAGCAAACACGCGUCCAUCGGGAUCAACCACGUGAGCAGCGGAGGGGAGACGCCUCUCCACGUGGCCUGCCGGCUGGGGAACGCGGAGGUGGUCCGUGCUCUGCUGCGAUGCCAGGCCAGUGGCCAUGUGGUGGGCACACACGGCUAUCCCAUCCACACCGCCAUGAAGUUUACCAAGGCCGGAUGUGCUGAGGCCCUGUUGGAGGCAGACCUGAGCCAGAUGCACACUGAGGACCCUCGCUAUGGGGGGACACCACUUCACUGGGCCAAGAACAGAGAGAUGAGCAUGCUGCUGCUGGAGCGGGGGUGUAAUGUGAAUUACCUGAGCAAGAGCGGGGAGACAGCACUGCACAUCAUGGUGAGGAGAGCUCGCUUCCCCUGCGCCAUGGUGCUGCUCACACACGGGGCCGACCCCAACUGUAAAGGGGAGCACGGCAACACCCCUCUGCACCUCGCCAUGAAGUUGGACAACCUGGACCUGAUUAAGGCGCUGAUCGUGUUCGGAGCCGACGUGAAAUGUCACAAUGAUUUUGGGGAGAGCGCUGGCUUGAUCGCUGCCCGGCACAGUAAAGGCAGUAACCGGAAGGUGAUGCUGAACUUGCUGCACAGUAUAGGUGCCGAGCAGUGUUACCCACCGUCCUCCGACACCCCCACCUCGCCAACCAGAGCCCCAGCUCCAGCGAGACCCCCCCCCAUCACCAGCCGGGAAUUAGGGUUUGACGAUGUACUGGGGGCGGCCACACUGUUCGCCUCCUUAACCAAAGGCUUCGACAUCCCAGAUACUCCCAGUCACCAACCGCGAAGCUGUGACCGGCUGCUGUGCCUGGACGGGGGAGGGAUUCGGGGGCUGGUGCUGAUCCAGUUACUGAUCGCCAUCGAGCAGGCCGCGGGGAGGCCAGUCAGGGAGCUGUUUGACUGGGUCUCGGGAACCAGCACCGGGGGCAUCCUCGCCCUGGCUAUCGUACACGGGAAACCCAUGCACUAUCUCCGCUGCCUGUAUUUCCGGAUGAAGGAUCAGGUUUUCCAGGGCUCACGGCCCUACUCCUCCUCCCCCCUCGAGGACUUCCUCAAGAAGGAGUUUGGGGAAAACACCAAAAUGUCUGACGUCACCAAACCCAAGUGA
Molecule: messenger RNA, 1998 nt
Organism: Callorhinchus milii (elephant shark)
Lineage: Eukaryota; Metazoa; Chordata; Chondrichthyes; Chimaeriformes; Callorhinchidae
Gene: pla2g6
Product: phospholipase A2, group VI (cytosolic, calcium-independent)
Exons: 13
Coding region: 265-1998 (577 amino acids)
Biological process (GO): positive regulation of ceramide biosynthetic process; cardiolipin acyl-chain remodeling
Cellular component (GO): mitochondrion
Molecular function (GO): protein binding
Source: RefSeq, a predicted model, not a curated record